CGGCCAAAACUAAAUUAAUAAGAAUCACUGCUCAUAUUUUUGAUAGGGACUGCUAAGGAAAACGAAGAGAGACAUGAACCCAACAGCUCUGGUUUCACUGUCGGCGGGGGGAGCAGCCUCCGCCUGUUCUCCCUCCAGUCUUCCCACCGCCUUAAUAUCUCCGGCGCUUCGUUGUGUAGAUAUAGCCACCAAUGCUUCCACGACUAGUAAGAUGAUUUUCUCGAAGAACUUUCUUGUAUCCCCUUCGUUAUCGUUAUCUUCUCCUUCUUCAGCGAUGGUGGCUUCUGCUCGAACCAACAUUAAUAACGGUAUGAUAAUGAAGAUUUGCCCCAUCAAAGGGCCCCACUUAUCCUCAACUACCCCUGCUAGCAUAAUGAUAAUAGGGAGGAGGAGGAGGAGGUCGAUUACAUGUGAAGUCGCAUUGAGAUCCAACAAUUCGGCUACAUCAUCUUUAUCCUCAUCGUCUACAACAGUCACCAAAGGAGAAGAAGAGGGAGAAGAAGCUGAGAAGAGGAUUGGGGCGAAGGUUAGGGUGAAGGUUCCCCUGAAGGUGUACCACGUGCCUCGGGUGCCCGAAGUGGAUCUGACUGGGAAAGAAGGUCAUCUUAAGCAGUACGUUGCCCUCUGGAAGGGGAAACGAAUAUCCGCCAAUCUCCCUUACAAGGUGGAGUUCGUGGUGGGCAUUGAAGGCCGUGGCCCUGUCAAAUUCUUUGCCCAUCUCAGGGAGGACGAGUUUGAUUGCCUUGAAUAGCAUUUUUCAUUUGCUGGUGCUUCCCCCACCAGGCCAGGCAAAUACUUUGUCUCCUCUCUUUCUAUUAAUUUAUAUAAUCUCUUCCAUUAAUCAUAUCCCAGAAUAGUGCAGUGUUGUAUGUAGUUUAAACUUGCUUAAUUAUUGUCCUUAUUUUCCCGCCUUAUAUUCUUAUUUAUCAAUACAAGAAUUUAUGUUCA
Messenger RNA from Hevea brasiliensis (rubber tree), 948 nucleotides. RefSeq names its product ferredoxin-thioredoxin reductase subunit A2, chloroplastic. Gene Ontology annotation, biological process: photosynthesis. Bases 74 to 751 code for a protein of 225 amino acids. Lineage: Eukaryota; Viridiplantae; Streptophyta; Magnoliopsida; Malpighiales; Euphorbiaceae. The transcript has a single exon. The record is from RefSeq and is a predicted model, not a curated record.